Molecule: messenger RNA, 1431 nt
Organism: Terrapene triunguis (Three-toed box turtle)
Lineage: Eukaryota; Metazoa; Chordata; Testudines; Emydidae
Product: venom factor-like
Exons: 10
Molecular function (GO): endopeptidase inhibitor activity
Source: RefSeq, a predicted model, not a curated record
GUAAAAGACUCUGUCUUUCUCUUUCCAUGUAGAAUUUCUUCCAAGACGGUGCCUAUUUUCCUGAAGGAUUCCAUCACCACCUGGGAAGUCCUGGCUGUGAGCCUUUCAGAGACCAAAGGGAUCUGUGUGGCUGACCCCUAUGAGAUAACAGUAAUGAAAGAUUUUUUCAUCGACCUCCGGCUGCCCUACUCUGUCGUGAGGAAUGAGCAGGUGGAAAUCCGGGCUAUUCUCUACAACUAUCGGGACCAAACAAUUAAGGUCCGGCUAGAGCUGCUGUACAACCCAGUUUUCUGCAGCGCAUCCACUUCCAAGGCUAAAUACCGGCAGAUCCUUGACAUCAAAGCCAAGUCCUCCCUGGCCGUGCCAUUAGUGAUUGUCCCGCUGCAGCUGGGAUCUCAUGACAUUGAGGUCAAGGCAGCAGUGUGGGGCAGUUUUGUGUCUGAUGGCGUGAAGAAGAAACUGAAGGUUGUGCCUGAAGGGAUGAGGAUGAGCAAAACAAUUAAGUCUGUAGUAUUGGAUCCAUCUGCAAAAGGACCAGGGGGAGUCCAGGAAGAGAAGGUGAAAGCGGCAGAUAUAGAUGACAUGGUUCCAGACACAGAAUCGGAGACCAAAGUCAGCAUACAAGGAAACCCUGUGACAAUCAUUAUCGAAAACUCCAUCGACGGGGCCAACCUGAAGCACCUCAUUGUGACGCCGUCUGGCUGUGGGGAACAGAACAUGAUCGGCAUGACCCCCCCGGUCAUCGCCACCAUCUACCUGGACGGCACCGAGCAGUGGGAAAGGAUCGGGGUGGAACGCAGGGCGGAAGCCAUCAAGUUGAUCAUGCAAGGUUACACGCAGCAGAUGGUUUACAAAAAACCCGACUUCUCAUACGCCGCUUUCAAAGACCGGCCAGCAAGCACUUGGCUGACGGCGUACGUGGCGAAGGUCUUUGCUAUGGCUAAGAAACUGGUGCCCAUUGAAAACCAAGUUAUCUGUGGGGCAGUGAAAUGGCUGAUCCUGGAAAAGCAGAAACCGGAUGGGGUCUUCCAAGAAGAUGCCCCCGUAAUCCAUGGAGAGAUGGUUGGAGGGUACAAGGGUGCUGAGCCUGAUGUCUCUUUAACGGCUUUUGUGCUGAUUGCAUUGGAAGAGGCCAAGGACAUCUGCAAGGAUCAAGUCAACAGUUUGGAAGGCAGCAUCAGCAAAGCCGCUGACUUCUUAGCUGAAAGGUACCAGUCUCUAGCCAGACCUUACACUGUGGCUCUUGCAUCCUAUGCCUUAGCGAUGGUGGGGACACUGAACACUGAAAAGGCGCUCAUGAGAGCUUCGACAGGUAAGUCAGGGCAUCUUAUCAACUACUGGAAAGAUGUGGCCAAGUCAGGAUGGGGUUCAGGGAAGAGAAGCAAAGGAGGCUGGAGAGGGAUUAAUUUAUGAGGAAUGAAUAACAGGCAU